Oppiella nova is the source of this 1259-nucleotide messenger RNA. The record is from the annotation of a GenBank genome assembly. Lineage: Eukaryota; Metazoa; Arthropoda; Arachnida; Sarcoptiformes; Oppiidae.
UACAAAGAGAAUACGGCUUCGACUUCGAGCGCUUCCAAUAGGUCUCAGUUGCCAUCGAAUCCAUGUCCGAUUGGAUCUCCGACUCGUAUUUCGGGUUUAUUUCGCAAGAAUUCACCCAAAAAUGGCUACAAAUCAGGUGAGAGUGGGAGCGAAACGAGUGCUAAAAGACCGGCAUUUAUGAGUGGAUUCGAGAAGAAAGUGGUCGAAGAGGUGAAGAAGGGCUCAAUGGAUGUGUCGAAAGCGAGACAAGCGUUGAAACACAUGAAGAACUCGUUUAAGAAUCCGAUGAAACAGAACAACACCGAGAAUGAGGAGCCCAUUGAUCCGCACCUCAAGAACAUUGAUCCCAAUCUUAUAGAAGUGAUUGAAAACGAGAUAAUCACUGCCUUAGAGCCCAUCAAUUGGUCGGACGUCGCGGGACUCGAGUUCGCGAAGAAUAAGAUCCAAGAGAUCGCUGUUUUGCCACUUCUUAGACCCGAUCUGUUUCGCGGUUUACGGAAACCACCGAAAGGUAUUGUACUAUUCGGACCGCCGGGCACUGGGAAGACAUUUCUGGGCCGUUGUAUCGCCUCUCAGACCAAAUCGACAUUCUUCUCGAUCACAGUGUCGGCGCUGAACAGCAAAUGGAUAGGAGAGGGCGAGAAGACUAUACGCGCGAUGUUUGCGGUCGCGAGGGCUCGACAGCCGUCCGUUAUAUUCAUCGAUGAGAUCGACUCACUGCUGAAGACCCGGUGCGACAGCGAACACGAGUCCUCCCGACGCAUGAAAACUGAGUUUUUGGCUCAAUUUGAAGGCGUCGGCACCGUUUCGGACGAAAAGCUGCUGAUAAUCGGCGCCACAAACAGACCGCAGGAGUUGGACGACGCGGCCCGGCGUCGACUGUCCGCCAAACUGUAUAUCCGACUGCCGGACGCCUCCGCUCGCAAACAAAUCAUCGAAAAUUGCAUUAAAACAGAGAAACACUGUUUAAGCGAAGAGCAGAUGCAGUCGUUGGCCGACCAGACGGACGGCUACUCGUGCGCUGAUAUGAGAGACCUGUGCCGCGAGUCAGCGAUGGAACCCAUGAGAGACUCCAUUAUAAUGAGUAAUAUCACAGACAUAUCGGUCCAUGAGAUCCGUUCCAUCACUUCCGAGGACUUUGUGAAGAACUUAUCGUAUGUUAAGCCGACGGUCAGGAAGGAAGACAUCUUGAUGUUUGAGAAGUGGAACCACGAGUUCGGCACCAAUUGUCGACAAAAUUAGCUUUUGUUUAUUCAAAG